AUGACGAACAACGACAUCAUAGCAAGAGCGGCCUUGGGAAAGACGAGCAGCGACAAGGCUGCGUUCAUAUCCACCGUGACGGAAUCACUCAAAUACUUCUCGGGUCUCCACUUGUUCGACGCCUACCCUUCCAUCAAGCUAUUUCGCCUCAUAAGCCCAGCCAAAAGAGACAUUGAGAGGCUGCAUCGACUCUGCGACAGGAUUAUCGGAAAGAUAAUCGAUGAGCGCAAACGGGCCAAAGCUAAGAGAGAAAAAAAAUAUGAGGACUUGUUGGAUGUUCUCUUGGAAAUCCAGGGUGGUGGGACCCAAGACCUCAGGCUCACUAUUGAAAACGUUAAAUCUGUUAUAGCGGAAAUGUUCGGUGCAGGAACCGAGACAACAAGCACCGUGGUGGAUUGGGCUAUGGUCGAACUACUGAGAAACCCAACAGUCCUCAAAAGAGCACAAACAGAGGUGAGACAGGGUUUCGACAUCAACAACGAGUCGAGCCUUGAUGACCUAAAAUACCUCAAGCUGGUCAUCAAAGAGUCCUUACGGUUACACCCACCGACACCGUUGGUUCCAAGAGAGGCUCGGUCACAAUGCAAGAUCAACGGCUAUGAGAUACCCAUAGGAACUCGAAUCCUUAUUAACUCAUUCGCUAUCGGGCGGGAUCCAACACGCUGGGUCGACCCAGAGGAUUUUAAACCCGAGAGGUUUGUGGAAAAAUCGGUUGAUUUUAAUGGGAAUAGUUUCGAUUACAUCCCGUUUGGUAGCGGGAGGAGGGUUUGUCCCGGGAUCACGUUCGGGUUGGCAAGUGUCGAGCUCCUGCUGGCCGUGUUGCUUUACUAUUUCGAUUGGGCACUGCCUGGUGAGGUGAAGGCAGAGGAUCUGGAGAUGGGUGAGGUGUAUGGGUUUACAGCUAAAAGGAAGAAGGAUCUUUAUGUGGUUCCUCUUGUCAACAGACGUAUUGCCGGGUCUUAA
Messenger RNA from Striga hermonthica, 963 nucleotides. NCBI's taxonomy places the organism in Eukaryota, Viridiplantae, Streptophyta, Magnoliopsida, Lamiales, Orobanchaceae. The record is from the annotation of a GenBank genome assembly.